CUCGUCCCUCCUCUUCCGGUCGGCUCCGCCCAAGCUCCUUCGGCCCCACGUGUGUUUGGGCAGGAGUCCCACGGUGAGCUGCUGGUUCUGCUGGUGGUGAGGUUGCCCGGCUCUGGAGUGCAGAAGCUCCCCCCGGGGCUGCGGGGACGUCACCAUGCCUAAAGCACCAAAGGGAAAAAAUGCAGGACGGGAAAAAAAAGUCAUCCAUCCGUAUAGUAGAAAAGCAGCUCAAAUUACAAGAGAGACCCACAAACAAGAAAAAAAGGAAAAGUUGAAGAAUGAAAAGGCUUUGCGUCUCAACUUUAUUGGUGAAAAACUGCAGUGGUUUCGAAAUCACCUUGAUCCCCAGAAAGCAGGAUAUUCAAAGAAGGAUGCUUGUGAAUUAAUUGAAAGGUAUUUAAAUCGAUUCAGCAGUGAGCUGGAGCAGAUUGAGUUACAUAACAGCAUCAAAGCCAGGCAGGGAAGGCGGCACUGUGCCCGGGAGACAGUCAUCAAACAGACAUUGGAGCGUGAGCGACAGCAGUAUGAAGGAUAUGGCCUUGAGAUUCCAGAUAUUGUAAAUGCUGGUAAUCUGAAAACUUUUAGGGAAUGGGAUUUUGAUCUGAAGAAGUUGCCAAACAUUAAAAUGAGAAAAAUAUGUGCUAAUGAUGCAGUUCCCAAGAAGUGCAAGAAGAAAACUGUUACAGCUGUAGACAAAGAGUUAGGGGAAUUGGAACUAAAUGAUGAAUCAAGUGACUCAGAUGAGGAAAUGACUGCAGUGGCCUAAUUGUCCUUGAGUUGAAAAUAAAUAGAGAGCUAUUUAUUCGAAGUUGCACUCGAAUCGAUUAUGAUAAAUGUCUAGAUACAAGAAUUUGCUAUUUAGCUUAUUCUCUUACAUGAUGAGAAUUCCAUUUGCAGUUUCAAAAACAGUGUUAUGAUUUUUAUUUAAAAAUGAAUGUUGCUUUUUAUUUACAUUAAAUUGCUAAAAAAGAUAUAGUCAUUUAAAAGAAUGAUCUUUAAGAUUGAUUUAAUCUGAAUUUCCAGAACAGGAGGUAGCGAUAUGAAUAAAGAGAGAGAAUGUUUUCAUUUUUUUCUUCAUGUUUCCUUGGGAUCAUGUAAUCUCACAUUUUGUGGUUUGGAAAGCAACCUGUUUUCUAAAAGGGUCCUAUGGGUACUUCUUGAGCACUGAUGAUAGCAAAAUUGUCUUUCAGUAAUAAUAUUUUAGUAAUCCCCUCUUAAACAUUAAACUUGUCUUUCCUCAUAAAAUAGGGAGAAUGUGAUAUGGAAUUCAUAUAACUGAUGGCUUUUGCAUUAUUUUUAUUUAUUAUCUUUGAGCCACAGUUAAAUGGUAAAAGAAGAAAUGAAGUGACUAUUCUUGCUAUGUUGAUCUGUUAUCUUUGACAGAAGGGGACACAUGAUUUCAGGUUAGCUCUGUUUGUAUUUUAUUUUCUGCUUUCUCAUUGUGAAAAGUGAUAUAGAUUUUAUCUGUGGGAACAGACCUAAUGAUUAGAGAACCAAUUUUUUUUAAUUGUGUUAUUUUUUUCUUCUAAGAGAUAAGUUAAAUGACAUAUGACAUAAUUAUUAGUAUAAGUGUCAUGAAAAACAUGGAUGUAGUAGAAUGUUCUUCAAAGAACUUGUUAAGUGCAAGUAUCUUUUAGUCUUUCUAAAAGAUGCAAUGCAAAUGUAUCUGAAUAUUUAUAAGAAAAAAAUGUUAAUGCCAUAUGAGGUUACCUAGCUAUCAAUUAAAUUUUGUUAACAAUUUAAA
Pteropus alecto (black flying fox) is the source of this 1744-nucleotide messenger RNA. It is a transcript of the gene TMA16, whose product is annotated as translation machinery associated 16 homolog. The coding region runs from base 155 to 766 and encodes 203 amino acids. The record is from RefSeq and is a predicted model, not a curated record. Lineage: Eukaryota; Metazoa; Chordata; Mammalia; Chiroptera; Pteropodidae. The transcript is spliced from 7 exons. Gene Ontology annotation, cellular component: nucleus.